AGAGAAGCCCAGAGAGGAUCGCCCCCUUUGCGAGGAGCGGCAGCGUCGCCUCCCCAGCCACGAGCGCCGCGACAAUGCCGCUGAGACGCGCCUUUUUCUCCGGCGCUGCGCUUUUCCUCCUGACGGUUCUUGCCAUCAACAGCUUCUACCAUGCCCUGGGAGAUGACUGCAGUCUAAGGAAGACCAUCCACAAGAGAAGCAGCCAGGAUCUGAAGCUGCUCGACAGUCUUCGUCCAUUGCGUCGCACCAAAAGGAGAUGGGUUAUUACCACCCUAGAACUAGAGGAGGAAGACAAAGGGCCGUUCCCCAAACGUGUCGGAGAGCUCUUUAAUGAUGUAUCACACAAGCAUGAUAUAAAUGUGAAAUAUUUAAUCAGUGGACCUGGUGUGGAUGAAUAUCCAGAGCCUGGACUGUUUUCUAUUGAGGAUGAUGUGAAUGGACAUGUAUCUGUGCACCGUUCCAUUGAUCGAGAGAGAAACCCUUCUUUCACGAUACGUUUUGAUGUUGCGGAUAGGACGACUAACGAAAUAGUGGAUAGAUCUUUACUCUUCAAUGUUAAAAUUAAGGAUAUAAAUGAUAAUGCACCUGAGUUUUCUAAAAAGGAAUUUAACAUCACAAUGAAAGAAAACCACGACAGAAAUGAACCAGUGUUCAAUGCCACGGCCUAUGACAAGGAUGAAGAAGGCACUCCGAAUUCUCUAGUGGAGCAUUCUCUGGUUUUGCAGACGCCUCGUACAAAAGAACCUGUCUUCACCAUUGAUCCUUCAAGUGGCCUGAUCCGUGUCAAGGGAUGUUCAGAUUAUCAGGCGACUUCGGCUUUCAGACUUCUGGUCAAAGCUACAGACAAUGGAAAUCCACGGCUGUCAUCAACAGCAACAAUUAAUAUUGCUGUGGAAGAUUCCAACAACAAUGCACCAUUGCUUGCUAAAGGAACUCAUUACCUGAACAUCCCAGAAGGCAAAACAGAACAUGGCAUCCUCCGCCUCCAGGUGGAAGAUAAAGAUUCUCCCAAAACACCUGCUUGGAGAGUCAAGUAUAAGAUACUGGGAGGAGAUGACACAGAGAACUUCAGCAUUGAGACGGAUCCUGAUACCAAUGAAGGGGUUUUAAGCAUCACAAAGCCUUUAGUUUAUGACAAACACAACAAGCGGAGACUCGUGAUUUCUGUGGAAAAUGAAGAGCCCCUCUUCUUCUGUGAAGGUGGCCAGGUGCGGAGUUCUCCAAGCAACCAAGAAGCAUAUGUCAACAUAAAUAUCAUUGAUGAGAACGACGCUCCUCAGUUCCAUCCUCCUGUUCUUGUUCUUUGGAAAGAGGAAGGGAUGAUCCCUGGGAACACGAUUGCACAUUACACAGCCAAGGAUCCAGACACAACACCACACAUCAUAAGGUACAAAGUAGCUUCUGACCCAGGUGGCUGGGUGACUGUUGACGAACAUUCGGGGACCGUGACGAAUGUGAAAACACUAGAUAGAGAAUCUCCCCACGUGAACAACAGCGUAUACACCAUUGUGAUUCAUGCCAUUGAUGACGGUGUUCCACCACUAACUGGCACAGGCACUAUCCAGCUUCACCUGUCUGACCUCAAUGACAACGCUCCCAUGUUAGUUACACCUUUGCUGGUGGUCUGCAAGGGAAAAGAAAAAGGCCCAUUCCUUGUAAAAGCAGAAGACAAAGACUCUGAUCCCUAUGCAGAGCCCUUUACAUUCCAGCUAGUGGAGACCAAUGGGAAUGGGCAAGACUCUUGGAAACUGGGACAGAACUUUGAUGACUCAGUCGAGCUGUUCAUGUUGAAAAGCCUCCCUCCUGGCAAUUACGCAGUGCCGCUCCACAUUUUCGACAGGCAGGGGUUUUCUACGGAACAGACCCUCCAUGUCGGUGUGUGUUCCUGCCGGGAUGGGAUCACAUGUGAGCAGGAGCUGAGACUGGGUUCCAUGUCGGUGGGUCUAGGAGGAGGAGCAGUCGCUGCAAUCGUGGCUGGGUUCCUGUUCCUGAUUUUGGGCAUAGCUCUCCUCCUUUGGUGUUCCUCAACACCAGAAUCGAAGAAAGGCCCUCCCUUCAUCCCGUACGAAGAAGGCAACCAGACUCUGAUCCACUACAAUGAGGAGAGCCAACAAGCUUUGUCUCAGGAUACACCCGAUAUGGGAGAUCCUGCUAAAUCAUCCGCAGUCUAUGCACAAAUUUCCAAAGAGAAACCACAAACAAUUAAGAGGCCGACUGGAGUGAGCACCUCACAUUCACGGACAUCCAGUCAAGUACCCUAUGAACAAAACCUACCUGAUGACCAUAGAAUGACCCAAGCAAAGCUGACAGAGCACAAUGACCAUCCUGGUGGAAGUAUAAUCUCACCCCCAACCAUCCCAGAAUAUUUCCAAAUGAUCCCUGGCUGGCAUCAGCAGACAACCUUGCUCCCUCAAAGCAGCAAGACGCACUGGAAGAAACCACAUGAUUGGAUGCUGGAAACACUGGAUGAAAUCUUAAAUCAAAAACUUAUCCACAUCGCCGAUCUAGAAGACAACGGGGUCUCUUACACUCCUCAUGUUUAUGCAGAAGAAGGAAUUUUGGAGAAAAGUGAAUCCUUUCUCUCCCUACCAGUUGUGGGUGAUCACAGCCUACCUCCGGAUUUCUUGGCUACUUUGGGGCCUAAGUUCACCACUCUUGACAAAAUCUGCAGCAAGUGAUCCCUUUAAAGCUGCCCUAUGAGCAGCUGGGAAUCCUCCCAGUUUCAAUUGAACUAUAGAUAUGCCGUUCAUAAAGGGAUUUUUGCCAGCAUUCAUUCUGCUGAAUUUUUAUACUCGUAUAAAUGGAUUCUUUCUCUUAUUUUGCAAUAAAUACAAUGUUUUUAAAUUUU
Molecule: messenger RNA, 2848 nt
Organism: Lacerta agilis (Sand lizard)
Lineage: Eukaryota; Metazoa; Chordata; Lepidosauria; Squamata; Lacertidae
Gene: CDH26
Product: cadherin 26
Exons: 19
Coding region: 75-2678 (867 amino acids)
Biological process (GO): calcium-dependent cell-cell adhesion; multicellular organism development; cell-cell junction assembly
Cellular component (GO): plasma membrane; catenin complex; adherens junction
Molecular function (GO): cadherin binding; calcium ion binding
Source: RefSeq, a predicted model, not a curated record